Aegilops tauschii subsp. strangulata is the source of this 759-nucleotide messenger RNA. RefSeq names its product photosystem I reaction center subunit IV, chloroplastic. The record is from RefSeq and is a predicted model, not a curated record. Gene Ontology annotation, cellular component: photosystem I; photosystem I reaction center. Gene Ontology annotation, biological process: photosynthesis. Lineage: Eukaryota; Viridiplantae; Streptophyta; Magnoliopsida; Poales; Poaceae.
AGGCCGUUUGCACCUUAUUUCGCCUUACACCUCACCGUCGACUUACAUACUUUUGCUGGCCGGAGCCACACGACCACAAGGAAGGAGCUAAGCUAGCACCGACAAACAACACUUGCUGCCGUCCCGAUGGCAAGCACCAACAUGGCGUCGGCCACCUCCAGAUUCAUGCUGGCGGCGGGCAUCCCCAGCGGCACCAACGGCGGCGUGAGCAGCCGCGUCAGCUUCGUCCCCUCCAACCGGCUGGGCUUGAAGCUCGUGGCCCGCGCCGAGGAGGAGCCGACUGCCGCCGCGCCGGCGGAACCAGCACCGGCCGCGGAGGAGAAACCGGAAGGCGCCGUGGCCACCAAAGAGCCCGCCAAAGCCAAGCCGCCGCCGAGGGGACCCAAGAGGGGCACCAAGGUGAAGAUUCUGAGGAGGGAGUCCUACUGGUACAACGGGACCGGAUCCGUCGUCACGGUUGAUCAGGAUCCCAACACCCGUUACCCGGUGGUGGUGCGUUUCGCCAAGGUGAACUACGCCGGCGUGUCGACCAACAACUACGCCCUGGACGAGAUCAAGGAGGUUGCUGCUUAAGCGAACGAGGCUAAGCUGCCGUGUGCUCCAUCCAAUGUUUGUAUCAGUAGCUCGUCGAGUGACGAUGUGAAUGUUAGCCUCUCACAAAUCUUAUGUGUAAUACCUCUGCGAUUAUAUGUAUUUGCCUGCUUCCUCAUGGACCUAAUAAUCUCCUCCCGUUGCUUAAAAUGAUUGUAUUCUUGCUCA